Molecule: messenger RNA, 9438 nt
Organism: Sciurus carolinensis (gray squirrel)
Lineage: Eukaryota; Metazoa; Chordata; Mammalia; Rodentia; Sciuridae
Gene: Aff1
Product: ALF transcription elongation factor 1
Exons: 20
Coding region: 440-4147 (1235 amino acids)
Biological process (GO): regulation of gene expression
Cellular component (GO): super elongation complex; nucleus
Source: RefSeq, a predicted model, not a curated record
CGGACAACUUUGAGGGAGCAAAAAGGCAAUUCCUUUUUCCUUUAAACUCUGGCCCGAUUCGUGCGGCUGCUCUUUGGGAGCCGUGCGCUGGCGGGCUUUCCGCGUGGGCCCGUUUGCUUCCCUGCCCAAGAAAUCGCUCCAGGCUCUCGCUCGCUCCGAAUCCGGACGCGACGUUCCCCGGGCUCAGCUAAAGUGUAGUUCUCCUGCAGAGGCCCCAGUGCCCGGAUGUCCAUCAGGAUUAGAGCGAACCAAUACGCUCCCAGCCCGAGGCUACGCUGAGGGCGCCCGGGGCUCCGGAGCAGGUAGUCCCUUAACAUCGGGGCUUCGCGCUGGGGAAUCAUCCCCGCACGGCCCCGGCAAAUGGUGAACGCGGCGCUGGCAGCAGGUCCCGAGGGUUGAAGGCUCUGAUGGACAGAAGACAUUGGGCUCUGUAAGCUGAAUGAUGGCAGCCCACUCAAGCUUGUACAAUGAAGACAGAAACCUGCUUCGAAUUAGAGAGAAGGAAAGACGCAACCAGGAAGCUCACCAAGAGAAGGAGUCAUUUCCUGAAAAAAUCCCCCUUUUUGGAGAGCCUUACAAGACAGCAAAAGGUGAUGAGCUGUCCAGUCGGAUACAGAACAUGUUGGGGGAUUAUGAAGAAGUGAAGGAGUUCCUUAGUACCAAGUCCCACCCUCAGUGCUUGGAUGCUUCUGAAAAUAGGUUGGGAAAACCAAGAUAUUCUUUAUUUCCUGACAAGGGGAGCAGCAUUCCAUCCAACUCCUUCCACACCAGUGUCCACCACCAGCCCAUGUAUACUCCCGCCUCCGGACCACUUCCUGUUGGUAACAUUAGCCACAAUCCAAAGAUAGCACAGCCAAGAAUGGAACCAUUACCAAGUCUCCAUGCCAAAAACUAUGGCCCACCUGAUAACCAGCACCUGACCCAGGACCGCCUUGGACAGGAGGGGUACAACUCUAGUCACCACAAAAAAGGUGACCGCAGAGCUGAUGGAGACCACUGUGCUUCGAUGAUAGACUCAACUCGAGCAAGGGAGCUCUCUCCCUUAAUCUCCUCUUUGCCUUCCCCAGUGCCCCCUUUGUCACCUUUACAUUCCAACCAGCAAACUCUUCCCAGGACACAAGGAAGCAUCAAGGUUCACAGUAGUAGCAAUAACAGUAAAGGCUACUGCCCAGCCAAGUCUCCCAAGGACCUGGCGGUGAAGGUCAUUGAUAAUGAGACCCCUCAAGACAGUUUGGUGGCAGUUGUCAGCCAUGGGGUCGCCCCACCCCAGCCACCUUCUCAGACAUUUCCACCCCCCUCCCUUCCCUCAAAAAGUGUUGCAAUGCAGCAAAAACCCACGGCUUAUGUGAGGCCCAUGGAUGGUCAAGAUCAGGCUCCGAGUGAGUCUCCUGAGCUGAAACCACUGCCGGAGGACUACCGGCAACAGAGCUUUGAAAGAACAGACUCAAAAGUGCCUGCCGAAGCCAAGCUCACCAAACUGAAGAUGCCUUCACAGACAGCUGAGCAGACCUACUCCAAUGAAGUCCAUUGUGUUGAAGAAAUUCUAAAGGAAAUGACCCACUCAUGGCCUCCUCCUUUGACAGCAAUACAUACGCCUAGUACAGCUGAGCCAUCCAAAUUUCCUUUCCCUACAAAGGAUUCUCAGCAUAUCAGUUCUGCAACCCAAAACCAAAAACAAUAUGAUGCACCUUCAAAAACUCACCCUAAUUCUCAGCAAGGAACAUCCAUGCUUGAAGAUGACCUUCAGCUCAGUGACAGUGAGGACAGUGAUGGUGAACAAACCCCAGAGAAGCCUCCUUCCUCAUCUGCACCUCCAAGUGCUCCACAGUCGCUUCCAGAACCAGUGGCAUCAGCACAUUCCAGUAGUGCAGAGUCCGAGAGCACCAGUGACUCAGACAGCUCCUCAGACUCGGAGAGUGAGAGCAGUUCAAGUGACAGCGAGGAGAAUGAGCCCCUAGAAACCCCGGCUCCAGAGCCUGAACCUCCAACAACAAACAAAUGGCAGUUGGACAACUGGCUGACCAAAGUCAGCCAGCCUGUGGUGCCUGCCGAGGGCUCAGGGAGCACAGAGUCCCCUCGCCGGCGCCAGGAAAGUAAGGGUGGCAGCGAUAGCACCACGGGUCAGGAACAUUCUGAGUCCAAAGAUCCUCCCCCCAAGAGCUCCAGCAAAGCUCCCCGGGUCCCCUCUGACGGCUCCCACCCUGGAAAGAGAAGCUGUCAGAAGUCCCCUGCACAACAGGAACCCCCACCUAGGCAAACUAUUGGAACCAAACAACCCAAAAAGCCUGUCAAGUCCUCUGCCCAGGCGGAUUCUCGGGCCAGCUUGCAGGUGGAAAGUGAACCAGGACUUCUUCCCUAUGGCUCAAAAGACCUGACCUCCAAAGAUAAGCCCAAGGUGAAGACGAAAGGCAGGCCGCGCAUUGGAGGCAGCAGAGAGCCCAAGCCCACAGCGCCCGUCCCCAGUGAGAAGAAGAAGCACAAGAGCUCCCCCGCAGCCCCCUCCAAGGCGCCCUCAGGCCCAGAACCCACAAAGGACAGUGUGGGAGACAGGAGCCCUGAGCACUUUGCUCUUGUCCCCCUGACUCAGAGCCAGGGCCCGCCCCAUAGUGGCGGUGGCGGUGGCAGGACUAGUGGCUGCCGGCAAGCAGUGGUGGUCCAGGAGGACAGCCGCAAAGACAGACUCCCGUUGCCUUUGAGAGACACCAAGUUGCUCUCACCGCUCAGGGACACUCCCACCCCACAGAGCUUGGUGGUGAAGAUAACCCUAGACCUUCUCACUCGGAUUCCCCAGCCACCAGGGAGGGGGAGCCGUCCAAAGAAACCAGAAGAUAAACAGCUGCCUACAGGGAAGAAGCAGGACUCUGAGAAGAGAAACUCAGACAACUCCAGCAAGUUGGCCAAAAAGAGAAAGGGUGAAACAGAAAGAGACUAUGAUAACAAGAAAAUCAGACUGGAGAAAGAAGUCAAAUCACAGUCCUCUUCAACCUCAUCCUCCCACAAAGAAUCUUCUAAAACAAAGACACCCAGGCCCUCCUCAGAGCCCGCAAAAAAAGAAAUGCUUCCCCCUCCACCUGUGUCGUCCUCAUCCUCGUCCUCAUCCUCAUCCUCGUCCUCAUCCUCAUCCUCAUCCUCCCAGAAGCCAGCCAAGCCUGCACACAAGAGGUCAAGGCGGGAAGCAGACAUGUGUGGCCAGGACCCUCCCAAAAGUGCCAGUAGCACCAAGAGCAACCAUAAAGAUCCUUCCGUUUCAAAGCACAGAAAAGUACAGGGGAAAGGCUCUGGAAGCUCCACUGAACACAGAGGAACUUCUGGAGAUACUGCAAAUCCUUUUCCAGUGCCUUCUUUGCCAAAUGGUAACUCUAAACCAGGGAAGCCUCAAGUGAAGCUUGACAAACAGCAAGCUGAUUUUCACAUGAAGGAGGCCAAAAAGUUGAAGUGCAAAGCAGAGUCAAUGACGGACAAGGUUGGAAAGGCCUUCAAGUACUUGGAAGCCAUCCUGUCCUUUAUCGAGUGUGGGAUUGCCAUGGAGUCUGAGAGUCCGGCCUCAAAGUCUGCUUAUUCAGUGUACUCAGAAACUGUAGAUCUCAUUAAAUCCACAAUGUCAUUAAAAUCCUUCUCAGAUGCCACAGCACCAAUACAAGAAAAAAUAUUUGCUGUUUUAUGUAUGCGUUGCCAGUCCCUUUUGAACAUGGCAAUGUUUCGCUGUAAAAAAGACAUAGCAAUAAAGUAUUCUCGUACUCUUAACGAACACUUCAAGAGUUCUUCCAAAGUGACCCAGGCCCCUUCUCCGUGCAUUGCAAGAAGCACAGGCACACCAUCCCCUCUGUCCCCAAUGCCUUCUCCUGCCAGCUCUGCAGGGUCCCAGUCAAGUGCUGGCAGUAUGGGGAGCAGUGGAAUGACUGCCACCAUCAGCACCCCAGUCACCAUCCAGAACAUGACCUCUUCCUAUGUCACCAUCACGUCCCACGUCCUUACCGCCUUUGAUCUUUGGGAACAGGCUGAAAUCCUUACAAGGAAGAAUAAAGAAUUCUUUGCUCAGCUCAGCACAAAAGUAUGCACAUUGGCCCUCAACAGCAGUCUGGUGGACCUGGUGCACUAUACAAGACAGGGUUUUCAGCGGCUAAAACAAGUAACCAAAACACCUUAAUGGAAGCCCAGGUUGACUCAGUGACUUGGGGACUUUUUCUUUUUUGCACAUUGGAAGCCUCAAAAACAGUCUUGACAUUUGUCUCAUCAGGAUACCAAACUCAAGAAGAGAAGCAGCGUGAGAUGGCGAGGAUGUUUGUCCACAUAAACUCUCAAGAGCUGUGUUAUCAUUGGUUGGACACUAUGGUUAUGCAGAAGCAGAGAUGGAAGUCAGCCCCAGAGAUGAUCUUGCCUUUCCUAACUAAAGGAUAGAAGUGCAAUGGAGCCUAAUGGGCAUAUGAAUGGUCUGGAAACAUUUCUGUGGUCUUUUGUUUUUGUUUUUUAAUCAGUAGGAUGGAUGUAAGCUGCAAGUGAAAUGAGAAGGAAUUUUAACUCUGAAAGCAAAUUCACAUCAUCUCAGUAGCCAUACUAAGUCCAUUCACAGAAGAAAAUUUUUUUUAAACAAUGAUUUUUGGUGAAGGGUUUUGUGGAUAAUUUUUUUUUUUUUUUAAUUUUAAGUUUUGGGGAAACUUGUUUAACAAAUUGUAAUGGCCGUCUAUAAAACAUAAGUUGUGAAGGACUCCACUGUACCCCACGUUUCUGCCAGUGAAGAGUGACUUUGAUAAUACCAAGUAUUGUCAUAAUUUAUAAAACUGAAGGCAACCCCCUCCCAUUGCCUAGCGUACUGCACAUUCUCCCCAGCUUGGAUUCCUGACUGUGCUGAAAUGAGACCCACAAUCCACGGCAAGCAGUGGAGGAAGAGCAACUGCAUACGCGAGCCACCUCCAGGUCGGCUCCCAGAGGACUUGGCGCUGCCAUCUCCACCCUUGAAAGGGUCUAGCUAACAAGGUGGUCACCAUUGAUUGUAUUCUGUAUUUCCUAACUUGGGGAAGAAGGGAACAACAUUUAUACCUGACCAGAUGGCUAAAACGCUUUUUGAUUUUUGUUUAAGUAGAGAUGGAAUUUGAGGUGCUGAUUGGUAGUCUAUAGCUAUGUGGUGACUCAUGUCUAACCAAUCCAGCUUUGUCAGUGAAGAAAAAUGAUAUCUACUUAGAGGCUAUAUUUUUCUGCUACAAAUUAUUUUAUAUUUAUAGCAAAACUAAACUUUGUGAGCCCUUGAUUGCCCAGGGAAAAUUGACUCCCUGAGAGGAUGUGGAGAUGUGGGGAUGAAUUAGAUUUUGUAAAAAUUUGUCACCACAUGCCUUCACUCCAGAGUGUUCUCAGACAACUAGAUUUGAAUAGGUUGAAGAGGAAUUGUGGCCUUCCCCUGAAUUAAUGUCAUACUAUAUACAUUAAGCCAGGUUCGGUUUGAAUGGCCUAAAAUGAAAGAACACAAUCAAAAUUCCCACAUGCCCGCAAGCACAGAUUGCAUUUUCACUGAAACAUUGAAGGUUGUUAUUGGAAAUACUCAAUUUUGAGUGCAGCCAGUUCUUUUUGUCCCUUUUAAAAAGUAGAAUUUGCACAUGCUAAAUUGGAGUGAGUGUCUUCUGUGUAACUAUUUGAUUUCCUGUCAUCCCGUUCUGCACCUCUGCACGUUGUUCCCUACCAAGCAUGUGUCACAUUUUUAUAUUUAUUAGUGAAGGGAGAACCGUCUCUAUAGGGAAGGCACCCAAGGUCCCUCUGAUGAAUACUAGGACUUUCUGGUUUCCUAAACAUAUAAAGGGGUGUGUAGAAGCUGGAGCCAUGUCUGACUUUUCAGUGUAAAUUGCGUGAAGCUGCUCCUUGGUCUCUCCUCUAGCCUGUUCUUUAUUGCUAACUAGGUUAAAGCCAGAGAAUGACAGUGGAGUUAAUAUCUGAGCAUUAAAGCUUGAUGUAUGACGUGUGAUCCUGAUGAAGCAAUUUCCUUUACUGAUGUUCUGAAGCAAAGCUAUUGUCUUUUUAAACUACUAGUUUAGAGGGCCUGUUGUUAAAUGGACAAUAAUUGCCUGGCAGGUUGUAUGGCCCGGCAUUGCGUGUGCUCCUUGUAUGGAGGGGACGAGGCGCUAGUCUCAGUGAGAUUGCUUACCAUCCUUCUGUCUUACUCCUUUGGCCAGUCCCUCCCUUUCCACUGUGUCAGGCCGCCUGUCAGGUGAAGGGUUCUGUUCUUUAUGACAGGUUCUGAUCUAUGCGGGUUGUACCAGAGCACGUGUGAGUUCUGUCGGCAAGCCACCGUGCUCCCUUGACUGAAGACAUUCCCAAGUGGAUUUCUCAGCCAAUUCUAACAGAUUGCUUUUUCAGUGGCCUUAUUCUUUUGUGGGUUUUUUUCCCCCCUGAAAUCUGUAUUGAAAUUUUAUUUGUCCCUUGAAAAAAAAUUAACGAAUCUGGAUAGACCAAUUUGUACUACUUUGGUUAUUGGAUAUUUCUGAUUCUUACUGCAAUAGUCAUUGUACCUAAAAGAGAAUUCCUAAUGACUACCUUUUUAAUAGAGUAUGUAAAGGGUAGUAUCUGAUGAGUCCUUAAUGUUCAUAAGCCCUUUUUGCUGUUACAGUUGUAUAUAGAAAUCUGAAGGAUUUUUAAACCGUUUGCACUUUUUCACUGCAUGCUUACAAUUCCCAAAGGCCAAAUUUGUACUGAGGUAGAUAUUUCAAGAGGAUUAGAUUAUAAAAUUAAGCCUUUGUAUAUGUGAAGUUCUCAUGACAACAGUGAUAGUGCACACUUCAGAGUGAGAAAAAUAGAAAAAAUAAUCUUAUUGAAAAUAGAGUAAAUCUUGCCUUUGCCACUACAGGUGUGUGUGUGUGUGUGUGUGUGUGUGAGAGAGAGAGACAGAGAGAGAAUGAACAUGAAUGAAUGGAAGAGUACUGUUUUACUUUAAUGAAGUGUUGAAUGUUUCUGCCCUUCUGAAGAUAGUUAAAAUGUGAAUCAAUGAAAAGUCCUGCUAAACAAUGAAAAAACACUUUUCUAAAUCUACCAGGUUACACUUGGGGUUCAGAUUAUGAAUAUACAGAUGACAGUAUGAGAGGGUUCAGCAAGUAGUUAUCAGGAACAAAUUAUAAGAGGAUAAUUUGAUAUCAUGAUUUUAUCACACCAUUGAAUGAGAAAAGCAACCAAUUUUUAAACAAAAGUCUUUAUUUUAUAGAUCUCUUUUAGCCAAAUUGUGUGGCUACUUCCCCUAGACAAAUUGAACAUUUACCUCCUUUAUUCUGUACCCUUGGUUCUAGAUCUCAGGAUGUUUAGAAGCUAACCAACUCUCACUUACUAGCUAAAAACUUGCCUUACCUGGUACUUUACAUAUUAAGGUUGGUGGGAUUGGGACCUUACUCUUCUUUUGUGUUGUUAUUUUGCAGUGCUGGGGAUUGAACCCAGGGCCUUGUGCUUACGAGGCAAGUACUCUACCAACUGAGCUAUAUUCCCAACCCAGGAGCUUACUCAUGAUCCCACUUUUAAAAGCAAAAAGAAAACCACUGUGUUCUCCACAACUGCUAUCUCUGAUAUGCAAAAGGAUAUAUAUAAUCUCUACACAAAUAGAAAACCAGAGCUGAUUCAGUUUUAUGUAUAGGUUGUGCCCUUCUUGUUCAAACCUUAUUUUGAAUUAAUGCUGUUUUGCCAGUGUCAAGGUACGUUAUAUGGGUCUUAUAUCAUCUGCUUUAUGAAGUUUAAAGUGCAUUUGUGCAUAUUAAGAUAAAUGAGGUUAGUUUUCUUUACUUUUAAAUUUUUCCAUGCCUUCUACCAAAUUCUUGUUUUUUUCUUAAUGAUUUAUUUUUCCCAACACUACAAAAUACCUUUGAAAAACUUUUACCACUUCAUUUGAGACACUCUUUUCCACUGAGUAGCAGUGUUUAAAUUUUCCAAGAGUAUUUAGGGCUUCUUUUAGAAACACAGAAGUAUAGAUAUUCUUACUGAAAAGUGAGUUACACAUUGCAGCUGUGAAGAGAUUCCAGGAUUGAUCAUGGUGGUACUUCCUCCCCGCUACCUUCUCUAGUGGAUUGCCUCUUCUACUUUUGUUCCACUGGGAAAUAAUGGAUGUAAGGUAUUUUUUUCUGUGCCUUUAUUAUUUGUUUUUGUGGGGAGAGGUAUAAUGGCAGAAUAGCAUGGUGCUGGGGGGUCUUCCUUCACACAUUGCAAGUGGUAUUUCUGCCGUGUAGUUCUCCAGUCUGCAACCCAGUUAUGUUGGUUUCUUGGUGGCUGAGAAUGCACAUCUCUUUGUGAAUUGUGAGCACUGGUUAUGUUCUUUAGCUCUUAUCUAUGAGGUAUUGACAAGCACCACCUACUACUUUUCUUUAGGUGGCUGUAUGUUUCUCAUCACUUUGGGGGAAAUCACACUCCAUCCUGUCACUCUGCGCUACACAUCAUCAGGUACUGUGAUGGGUAGAGAUGUGCCUGUACUUCUCUACCUAAGAGGGUGUCUCUGAGGGCAGGAAGGAAACCCUGCAGUUCCUCGUAAGCCUAUAUGGAAGUAUAUGGGCCUGGGAGGACAAGGGAAUAAGACCACUGACAGCAAGGCUGGCCAAGCUGCAUUGUCCCACCAGGUGGUGGCCAACUAAAGAUGAUAACUUGCUUUGCUUAAAAGUAGAUGUUUAAGAAAUACUCCUCACAGGCAGUAUUAAGUUUUCUUUUUGUUCAGGCCAUGACAUGUAUUGUUAAGCUUACUGCACAUCCUCCCUUCAGACAUCAAGUAUACACUGUUCUUGUUGGUGUGUGUGUGUGUGUGUGUGUGUGUGUGUGUGUGUGUGUGUCCCAAAUCUUGUUUAAAAAUUUUUUCUUUUUCUGAAUGUGAUCAUGUUUGGAUGCUAUCUGAGCAGGGUUGCCUUUUUUUAUUUAUUACCAUUAUAUAUUAUAUUAUAUUAUAUAUUUUUGCUUUCUUAUAACUUUAGAAAAGUCAAAUCUUGGUAUUAAAUUGUUUAAAAGAAUAAAUUUUCCAGUUGAUAAAUGAAAAUCACUGGGCUAUCUUUGAAGUAAUGAAUUUUUCUUUCAUUUCUGUGGAAUAAUGUGCCAGCUAUUGUCAACACAAUGAUUUUGUAUGUAGGAUAGGAAAGCAGUGAUGCUCUCAAUGGGAAGAUGUGCAACACAAAUAAGGGGAACUCCAUGUAUUUUAUCUACUUCAGCAAUGGAACUGCAACUUGGGGCUUUUGUGAAUAAAAUUUAGCUGCCUUGUAUAGUCCUUUGAAAGAGACGUAUGUGAUCUCUGAGAGAAUUAUAGUUUGUUUUUUUUUAGAAGAAAAAUUUGCAAAAGAUCUUUCCAAAGAUAAUGUGCCACAGAUCUUUUGUUUGCUGUUCUCCGUAAUGAGGAUUAAGUGCUGUUUAAAAAAAGUGUAAUUGAUUUGUUCUUCAAAUUCUUUCCUUUUCGCAAGAGGAUCGAACUGUUGAAAAAAUUAAUAAAAAUAUAGAGAAAUCAGA